Messenger RNA from Microthlaspi erraticum, 252 nucleotides. Lineage: Eukaryota; Viridiplantae; Streptophyta; Magnoliopsida; Brassicales; Brassicaceae. The record is from the annotation of a GenBank genome assembly.
AUGUGGCUAGCAGGAAACAGAUUGUAUCCGAAGCCUCUGACGAGCGGUGAACAAGUUGCUCAUUCCAUCAUCCAAGCUGGCUUGUUACUAGAAAGAGGACCACUAUACAAAACAUGUUCAGCCAAACGAGACAUUGAUAACUGCGACUAUUGCGACAGGCGGUGCAAAGACUAUGGUGGCGACAACUUUUGGGGUAAGUGUAGCUUGUUCUGGCCAAUCCGCGAAUGCUACUGCUACUGGGAAUGUCCAUAG